Messenger RNA from Impatiens glandulifera, 2114 nucleotides. RefSeq names its product pentatricopeptide repeat-containing protein At1g20300, mitochondrial-like. NCBI's taxonomy places the organism in Eukaryota, Viridiplantae, Streptophyta, Magnoliopsida, Ericales, Balsaminaceae. Gene Ontology annotation, molecular function: protein binding. The record is from RefSeq and is a predicted model, not a curated record. The transcript has 2 exons. Bases 174 to 1730 code for a protein of 518 amino acids.
AAAACACACUAUCUUCAGUAAACUUACGAGGAAAAAGAGAAACCCUUUUUAUUUUACUUUUGCUGAUAAGAAACUCUUUUAUUCAGUCUUCUGUAGAAAUCCCGUUCAUUUAUUCUCCAAAUGCGAAGAAGACCGAUCUCUCUUGCUCCAUCGGAGAGAGAUCAUUGAAGAAGAUGCAAAUCUCCAAAUACAUCAUCAAGAAGCAUCGCUUUUCCAGGUACUUCUUAGGAACUCCUCUCAUAUCUCUCUCUCCAUCUUUCUUUCUCCAUUCUCUGGAUCGACCCUCUUACCUUCAAAAGCCUCUUCAUUACUCCAUAUCCUCACCUGGGUCUCUCUCUUCCGAUUACCAAAUCACAUACCCAUCUCUUCAAUUUUGUUUUUUUCGAUCCCCAUCUGCUUCUGGAUGCAUCGCCAGCUUUGCCCACCAAAUGUUUGAUAUUAGGUAUCUAAGAUCUCGAGGUCGUUUAUUUUCUAUUACAUCAGAUUCAAACUUAUCCCCGCCAGUAAAGAUGAAUAAAAGGCAUAAUGUUAAGGGUUUAAAGCGGCGGUUCAACUCUAAGUUGACUGCAGAAGAGAGAGCUGUAAUUGUUUAUGCUAUUAAACACGAUGGUGGUACUAGCUUAGAUGGGCAUCUGAAUAAGGUAGCGGGACGUCUUUCAAUUGACUGUUUAAGCCGGAUUUUCAGUGUUUUGAAUGGACAAAGAGUAUCAGGGUUACCUUUGUUUAUCUGGGUUUUGAACAUGAAGCAUGAUUUGUAUCGUAACUCAAACUUCUGUAGUUUAAUCAUUGAUAACUGUGGAUGGUUAGGUGACUAUGAGUCCAUGGCUAACAUAUUGAAUGACUUCAAAUCCAAAAACCUUUGCCUUACUUGCAAAGCAUUUAGUUUUUUGCCUGUUUUAAAUUCGAGUAAGUCUUUACUCAUGGAAUCCAUAACAAAAGUGAUAGAAAUAUUAGACAAUGUUGGGGGAUCUUGUCGUGGUUCAGGGAUUGUAGGGAUAAUUGAGAUGCUUUGCCAAAGGGGAGCAUUUGAAAUGGCAGAUUUCGUGAUGAACAUAACCGAACGAAAGCCUCAGUACUACAAGGUUGUGAUUCGUGAAAAAUGUAAGAAAUGUCAUUUUCAAGAUGCAAGGAAGACACUUGAAGACAUGAGACAUUUUCUUUGCGAGCCAGAUGUUAACAUUUACAAUUAUCUGCUUAGCACUUUGUGCAAGAAUCGUGAAUUAGCUGAAGCUCAUAGUGUGUUUGAAGAGAUGAAAAACAAUGGUAAUCAUCCUGAUGCAUUAACUUUUGACAUCUUCAUUCAUUACACAGCACGAGAGGGUAUGUUGGAAGCUGCGACUGAAUUUCUGAAUGAGAUGAUAAAUAUGGGGCUUAAACCUAGGAUUUCAUCGCAUGCAGUGAUAAUUAAAGGGUUUCUUAAUUUAGGGAGACUUGAGGAAUCUAAAGAAUGUGGUAUUAAUUCUGAAGUUGUUGAGUAUCAUCAAAGACAUAAGAAUAUGAUUUACUGUUUACUAGCUAGCUUUCAUCUACAGAAGGGGAACAUUUCCAGGGCCGGAACUAUUCUUAUUAAAAUGAUGGACAAGAGUCUAAGACCUAACUUAUCAAUCUAUAGGAGGGUCUUGAAUCGGCUCAAGACUGAUCGCCAUGAGGAAUUGGCUAGAGAUCUGAAGAACAGGUUCUCUAGUUUCAAACUAGAGUCUUGUGAUGUUGCUGCUGCUGCGAUAACAUAGAAAUUCAUAUGAACUUCGAGAAGGAACUGCUGACAGAAAGAUAACAUGUCUUUACACAAAGCUGUUGUGCUUGCAAAGUUUUACAUUUUAGUAAACAGACUUCCUUGGUAAAAUGCAGAGGUAGGUACCAAGAAAGAAAUGAAGAUUUUGAUCUGGGGUUAUUUAAAUAACCAAGUGAUUAUUUUCAAAUAAACUUGUUUGUUGUAGAUUAUUGAAAAUGAGGUUAUUUGGAUAGAAGGACAGUAGGGGUAUAAAUAGAUAAUGUGACGGAUGUUUGGAUAAUGGGUUAUUUAAAAAUAAUCUCAAAUAACCCGCUAUUGCACUCCUGACAUGUAUUUUGCUGCUAACUGAAAAUGAAAACUAAGAACAUUCAUUUGUUUGUUA